UAGCAACCCCACAAGACAAGCCCCAGCCCAGCUGAUUCUCUCUCUCUCUCUCUCUCUCUCUCUCUCAUAUUCUUUGUUGAAUGCUUUUAUAUGAAAAGAUAUAUACCGACUGUAUAUUUGGGCAAAACUUUAACUAACUUCUUGCUGCAGUCAAGCGCUAUUCUUUUUUGUCUUUUCUUUUCUGUGUAUGCGCUGCUUGGCUUGUGGGUUGUUUUUGUUGUUGUGCCACUGCCACUAGUCUACCAGCAGCAGCAGCAGCAGCAGCAGCAGCACUGUGAUUUGCAAAUCUGUUUACAGCCAAGAUGCCCUGUACUGUACACGACACAAACCGAAUGAAAUGAAAAACCCUCUCUCUCUCUCUCUCUCUCAACUCAACUUGCAGUAGCAGACAACUAUUAUUCUGCUUUACAGCCCACACAUAAAAGAGAGAAACUAAAUUCAUUUUAAAAAAUUAUAUAAAAAUACAAAUACACGCAGAUUGACAGACACACAUACUCUCUCUCUCUCUCUCUCUCUCUUCUGUUCACACUUCAUUUUUAUUCUCUUCCUGCUUCAAAAUCAACUUUGCUUGCUUGCAUGGGGUUUUCUCAGUCUAUUUCAACUAUCAAAAUAAUAUAAAGGGCUUUAUUUUCUAUUUAAUUUCCUUGUGGGUCUACUACAUAUAAGUUUAUAUUGAUGAAGUUAAGUUGGGUGGUUUGGUAGAGGGGGAAGUAGUAGUGUUGUCGGCGCAAGGUCACUUUCUGUCGGCAUUGUCUGUAUCCAACGAUGAUCAACAGACUGCAUUUCCCAUUAAUUUAAUCAAAAAUACACCAGAGAUAGAUGCUUCUCAGCUUCGAUUCUGUUUACAUUUUGAUUUCGACCUGCAUAUUCAUGCCUCUUUCUUUAUACUAAUAUCAACUGCAACUCUUGAUCAUAACUGGGUUUCUUUACUUUUGAUGCCUGCCUGCAUAUCCUCCUCUUUAGUUGUCCUUAAUUUUAUUUGGGUUUCUUAUCCUUUCUUGCUGACUAACUUUGAUUUCCUUGCUGGGGUCUUACCGCAAACAAAAGUAUUCCAUUUCACUUUCCAUGUGGGAAUGUGAUGAAAUUUCAUUUGGGUGACAACAAUUGUACUGGGAGGCUCAUUCGUGUUGUCAUUGGCAAAUGAAGCUCGAGUUUUUAGACAUCUGGCUGGGUUACUUCUCUGGGAGUGCAGGUUCAAUGAGUGUAUCCAGAACUUCAGAAACAGGUUCUUCUGAUCCAUCUGUUCAAGUGGGAAGACAUGCUGGGGUUGAGUUGUCAAUGCGAGAAACAAGGCGUUUUCAGAUGGAAGAAUUGUCUCUAGCCACAAAAAAUUUCAGUGAUACAAACUUGAUUGGGGAAGGAAAAUUUGGGGAGGUAUACAUGGGUUUUCUUCAAGAUGGGAUGCUUGUAGCCAUCAAAAGGCGACCUGGAACACCUAGUCAGGAAUUUAUCAAUGAGGUACACUAUCUCUCAGCUAUUCAGCAUCGGCAUAUUGUUACUCUGUUGGGUUACUGCCAGGAAAAUAAUCUACAGUUUCUUGUGUACGAGUAUAUUCAUAGUGGAAGUGUUUCCAGUCACCUGUAUGGCACUGGUCAGCAUUCACGUAAAAAGCUAGAAUUCAAGAACCGACUAUCAAUAGCUCUAGGGGCAGCUAAAGGUUUGGCUCAUCUUCACUCUUUGAGUCCCCGUCUGGUGCAUAAAGAUUUCAAAACAGCCAAUGUUCUUGUAGAUGAAGAUCUACUAGCUAAGGUUGCAGAUGCAGGAAUCCGCAAUUUCCUUGGAAGAGUUGAUAUUGCAGGCCCAUCUUCUCAAGUGACUGCUGAUGAGAUGUUCCUUGCUCCAGAGGUGAGAGAGUUUAGACGAUUUUCGGAGAAAAGUGACAUAUAUAGCUUUGGUGUAUUCCUUCUGGAGUUAGUAAGUGGGCGAGAAGCAGGAGAAUUGGCAUCUUCCGACUCAAACCAGAACCUGGUUGAAUGGGUGCAAAACAUCCAAGAUAAUAGCAAUGUUUCGUGCAUCAUCGAUGAGAGAUUGGGGAAUAGCUUCACAGGUGAAGCUAUGGAAGGGUUCAUACACUUGAUUAUGCGAUGUUUGGAACCUUCAAGUGAGAGGCGACCAGCCAUGAGCCAUGUGGUAAUGGAGCUAGAUCGAAUACACGAGAAAGAGAUUAGCUUGACAACAAUAAUGGGGGAAGGACCCUCCACUGUGAUCCCAGGAAGUCAGUUAUUUAGAGCGACAAAAUAAAAGACAUUGUGUUUUUUUUUUUCUUGAAAAAGAAAAGGGAAAUUGUAUUACUUGUUUUUAUUUUUUUUCCUUUCUGAAACAUUAGAGAAGAAGAGAUUCAGCUGUUUGAUAAGUGUAUAAAGAAUGGCUGUCAUUAAUUUUUUGAUUAUUUUUACUUGAUAUAAAUGGAUGACAAGCGUUGUUGUAUAAUAAACCAUUAUUUGUUGUUAAUAUACAUUACAUUGGAAUUGGA
Molecule: messenger RNA, 2473 nt
Organism: Prunus persica (peach)
Lineage: Eukaryota; Viridiplantae; Streptophyta; Magnoliopsida; Rosales; Rosaceae
Product: nodulation receptor kinase
Exons: 9
Coding region: 1141-2241 (366 amino acids)
Biological process (GO): protein phosphorylation
Molecular function (GO): ATP binding; protein kinase activity
Source: RefSeq, a predicted model, not a curated record